Molecule: messenger RNA, 1183 nt
Organism: Heterotrigona itama
Lineage: Eukaryota; Metazoa; Arthropoda; Insecta; Hymenoptera; Apidae
Source: the annotation of a GenBank genome assembly
UUAAGAAGUUUUCACAGCCUUCGACGCGAGCAUAGAUCAAAUGAAACUGAAAACACAAUAAAAGUAGAAUCUCUUUCUCCCAGCAUAAACAUUCGUGUCGUCCGGGGCUCUCAACGUCGGAUCGAUAUUUUCCCAUUAACCAUAACAUACGGCUGGAUCUGUUCAAAGUGGUCAAGCGGAGAAGAGGUUCAACCUGAUCGACUUCAAAAUUGCGGCGGUAUCACAACGACGUCUUGCGUGAAGUUCGCCAAAUACAGGUGGAAAGAGAUCGAUUAAAAUAGUGAGUGAAACGAAGUGUACCGAAGAAAAGUGGUCCACGGUGGAGGGUGGAGGGAACGGAGUGCAAGGGGUCGCCGUGGGCCCCGGAGAUGAUGCGAUGAUGGCCUACGGAGGAACCACCGGAAACGGAGGUGCGAUGGGACCUUCUUCUGGUGGUACGGACGUUUUGGGCUCGACCGGUGAUUACAGCCCGCAGGGGACACCGACGCCACUCACGGGACACGCUGCUGCUGGUCCCGUCGAAGCGACUACCUAUGGCCCUGCUACAGGACCAACAAGUUACAGCCCCCAAGAUAGUCCUGCGAGUUCUGCCGGCGGCGGUAGCGGCAGCAACGGGCAAUUGCCCAGUUUCGGAUUUACCCAAGAACAGGUCGCCUGCGUUUGCGAGGCGAUGGUGUCGUCUGUCCAGGUUCUCCAGCAGGCAGGCUCCGUGGAGAGGCUCGGCAGAUUUCUGUGGUCGCUGCCGGCGUGCACUAGGUUGCAUCGCCACGAAAGCGUGCUGAAAGCCAAGGCGAUCGUUGCCUUCCAUCGGGGACACUUCAAGGAGUUGUACAGGAUCCUUGAGAGUCAUACGUUCAGUCCGCACAAUCAUCAAAAACUGCAAGCUCUCUGGCUCAAGGCUCAUUACAUAGAGGCCGAGAGACUGAGAGGGAGGCCUCUUGGCGCAGUCGGGAAGUACCGCGUUCGACGCAAAUUCCCACUGCCGCGUACAAUUUGGGACGGUGAGGAGACAUCUUACUGCUUCAAGGAGAAAUCCAGGAGCGUCCUGAGGGAUUGGUAUGCCACUAAUCCCUAUCCUUCGCCUCGCGAGAAGCGAGAAUUAGCAGAGAGCACAGGGCUCACCACUACGCAAGUCAGCAACUGGUUCAAAAACCGCAGACAAAGGGACCGUGCAGCUGAACAC